UCGAUUCAAUAGUUAAAAAACCUGGUUGUCUGACAAACAUCAAAUCGCGGAAGGACCGUGGUAGCCGUGGUUUGCGAUCGGACUUGUGACAGAUUAUCUUCAGGAACUAUGACUUCUUCCAACUCUGACCAGCGUCUUGAUCAUCUUCUCAGCGCCGUAGAGAGCGAGUUUCAGAAGGGCAGCGAGAAAGGAGACGCUUCCGAGCGGGAUAUUAAACUGGAGCUAGAAGAUGCAGAUCUGUGGGGAAAGUUCAAAGAACUAACUAACGAGAUGAUUGUAACCAAGACUGGAAGGCGGAUGUUUCCCGUUCUGCGAGCUAACAUCGCGGGCCUAGACCCCAACGCCAUGUACUCUGUUCUGCUGGACUUCGUUGCUGCGGACAACAACCGUUGGAAGUACGUGAACGGCGAGUGGGUUCCUGGUGGCAAGCCCGAGCCGCAGAGCCCUAGCUGCGUGUACAUCCACCCAGACUCGCCGAAUUUCGGUGCGCACUGGAUGAAAGCGCCCGUCUCCUUCAGCAAAGUCAAACUGUCUAACAAACUGAAUGGAGGUGGCCAGAUUAUGCUGAACUCCUUGCACAAGUAUGAGCCCAGGAUACACAUUGUAAAAGUUGGUGGCAUUCAGAAAAUGAUCAGCAGCCAAUCCUUUCCUGAGACACAAUUCAUUGCUGUCACGGCCUAUCAGAACGAAGAGAUCACAGCUCUGAAGAUCAAACACAACCCCUUCGCCAAGGCCUUCCUGGAUGCAAAGGAGAGUAGAAGUGAGCAUAAGGAUAUUCCCGACCACAGCACAGACAACCAACAGGCCGGCUAUUCACAGCUUGGCGGUUGGUUCCUGCCCAGCAACGGCCCCAUUUGCCCCAACAGCAGCCCUCCCCAGUUCCCAGGUACCCCGGCCCACUCUUCGGGGUCGUACUGCGAGCGCUACUCCAGCCUGAGGAGCCACCGGGCAGCCCCGUACCCCAGCCACUACCCCCACAGAGGCAGCAGCACCACUUCUUUUGUAGACAACUACAUGGAUAACUCCUCAGGAAGCCUUGGCACCCAUGACAGCUGGUCGACCCUGCAGAUCCCCAACUCCAGUGGAAUGGGCACCUUGGCCCACACCACCAACGCCACCUCCAACACCAGCCAGUAUCCCAGCCUGUGGUCGGUUGCUGGGACGACCAUCGCUCCGUCGGGUUCCACGUCCGGUUCUAUCCCAAGCGGCUUGACCUCCCAGUUCCUGCGCGGUUCCUCCGUGUCCUACUCGGGUCUGCCCGUCUCCUCCCCGUCCUCCAUGUAUGACCCAGGCCUGAGCGAUGCCGGCGUCGGGGAUGCCCAGUUUGAGAGCUCCAUCGCCCGCCUCACGGCCUCCUGGGCACCGGUGGCACAGAGUUACUGAGACUGACCAACAAACAAACAAACAAACAAUGACACAAACAUUCAGUUGCUUCUGAAGCAGACCGAACCAGAAAUACCCAUUUCGACAGUCUUCAACCAAACUCUUGCUUCCGUGAAGGUGGAACUCUGAAAAGGGCUUGUGUUUGAACGUGCUGCAUCUCACCUGGCCCUUCCGUGUCACAAAGGUCUGGGAGGUUUCGGCUGGAGGUCAACAGGAAGCCGUGAAAACCAGCCGGGCAUUAAACUUGAAGCCACCUUCUCUUCAGGCAGUUGUUGCUAUUCUAUUCAGUCAGUGUUCCUGACGGGUGACGCACUGGUUGUCAUACUCUGGCGUGAGACAAUCAAUCGAGACGGAGAAACUGAGACUUGGGGGUCAAAAAAGGACGCACUCAAAGCAAUGCCAAUGAUGGAAUUUAAACUGUCUACUGUUACAUCUUUGUUCAAUUCAAAAACAUUAUUAUUAUAAUUAUUAUUAUUGUUGUUAUUAAUACUAUAAUUAUUAUAACUGAAGAUAGAUGACAUAAGGAUCUGUUUGUGUAUAUGUGUAAAUAAAUAAUUAUUAUUUCUGUAUUAUCUGGUGGUCAAGUGAAGGACUCUUUGAAGGAAAUGACUGUCUUUGUCAUGGCAACGGGAAGUGUCUUGUAUUUUUGAAGUAAGAAGAAAGAUCACUGCUUCAUGUAUUCUCCCAGAAUGUGUGUUGAUUAUGAAAAGACAAAAAAAUGAACAAAACAAACACAUGUACAGA
Messenger RNA from Sardina pilchardus (European sardine), 2127 nucleotides. RefSeq names its product T-box transcription factor Ta (gene tbxta). The record is from RefSeq and is a predicted model, not a curated record. Lineage: Eukaryota; Metazoa; Chordata; Actinopteri; Clupeiformes; Clupeidae. Bases 109 to 1383 code for a protein of 424 amino acids. The transcript is spliced from 8 exons. Gene Ontology annotation, molecular function: DNA-binding transcription factor activity, RNA polymerase II-specific; RNA polymerase II cis-regulatory region sequence-specific DNA binding. Gene Ontology annotation, biological process: mesoderm formation; cell fate specification; heart morphogenesis. Gene Ontology annotation, cellular component: nucleus.